AUGCCGGCAGCGAUUCCAAGCGAUACAGGCAUCAGCUUGGGGUACAAGGACGUAUGUCAAUCAAUGGUUCAUCGCGAUCCCACGGCGUCGCACGGGACCACUGACGCACCAGGCCUGCCACCAGCGGCCCUGAAAUCAGAAACACGGCGUCACGACGCCAAGCGGCCGCUUGAGGCUGUCAAAGACUUGAACGUCUCGACCUUACAAGCACAGAUCAGCUGGAUGUUGACGGCUGAAGGUGCCUGGAAAAUCAUGGGCCGCAAGGGACGUGCGGGAAGCAGCAAAGAGAAGUUGGAAGAGGGCUCAGAAGCUGUGCGUGAGGUACCAACCCCACUGCGCCAGCACGUGCGCGCCACAGCCAACAUCUUGGAAGAGGUCAUGCGACGAAAAGGCGUCGAUGAGGCGUGGGACGCCUUGGAGCAGAUGCACGUGGAGGGAAAGACCACCGACAAGUACACCGUCUCCCGGAUGCUGAUGAAGACCGUAGGCGAUGGAGCCCACCUGGACCCCUCUCGCGCCUACCGCGGAAUCGCCUUGGUGGAACGCUUCAUCGAGAUGCAGCCGGAGGAUGUUGAUGAAGUCCUUUUCAACGCUCUCCUCGAUACCUGCUGCCGGCUUAAGGACUUAAAGCGAUUGGAGUCCUGCGUGAAUUGGAUGCGUCGUUUGAAAGUGAAGCCAUCUCCAAUCACAUUGGGCAUUUUGGUGAAGACUUAUGGACAGGCAGGAGACCUCGACAAAGUCUUAGCAGCAUGGGAUGAGAUGGAGGAGCAGCGUGGCUUAGCCAACUCAGUGACCUACGGCUGCAUGUUGGACGCUUGCGUGAAAUGCGGCAACCUGGAGAAGGCUGUGGAGGUCUUCCGAGGAAUGCGUUCGACGGGGAAGCAUCGGAACACCAUUCUGUACACCACCAUGAUCAAAGGCUAUGGUUUGCACAAGGAUUUGGACAAUGCCUUGGAACUUUUCCAUGAAAUGCCGGAUGAAGGAGUGCCUUACAACACCAUCACGUACAACUCCAUCUUGGAGGCCUGCGUGAAAUGUGGAGAUGUGACCUCCGCCGAGGAGAUCUUGGACCAAAUGGUCCAGACGGAGUAUGAUAUCGAGCCGGACCUCAUCAGUUAUUCAACAGUACUGAAGGGCUACUGUCAGAAUGGUGAUUUGCUGAAGGCACUGUGCAUGUUCCAGGAGAUGAAAGAGCACUCAUUGCGAUGUGACGAGCUGGUGUACAAUACAUUGAUGGAAGGCUGCGUCAAGGCAGACGAUUGGAAAGCAGGCUGCGGUCUCUUCGCUGAGAUGGUCAACAAGGGUUUGAAACCCUCAGCCAUCACGGCCAGCAUUUUGUCAAGGCUCUUUCAACGCGUGGGCCAUGAGGAUGCGGAUGAAAAGGUGGCUGACCUCUUCAUGGUGUUUGGUUUGGAUCGGCCCCAGCCUGCCGAACGCCGGCAACGGCGGAACCUGCAUGGCAACAGCAGAUUGCCACCGUCCCCCGGGGUUGAAACCACUUCACCAAUGGAGUCCACUCCCGGCAUGGCUCGAACCAGAACGAAUGGGGCCUUCGCGGGAUCGCCACCGCGGCUGAGCUCUCCGGCAGGGCGCACGCCCCUCUCCCGGUCUCUCAUGGCAUCACUGAACGUCCACGAGGAGCAGGGAGUAGAUCCCCUGCCCACUGGCCGUGUGGUUCCUGCCCUGCCGGUGGGCGCCAUGAGUGCCAUGGGUGCCAUGCAUCAGAAUGAUCACUUUCAUGACCAGGGCAGCACAUCGUCCCAUCAUUCCCGGGGACCAUCACUGGUCUCGCUGCUCCCACCACUGGAUUUCCCGGAGGCAGUGGUCCUGCGAAGGGAUGCGGGGUGCUAA
Molecule: messenger RNA, 1851 nt
Organism: Cladocopium goreaui
Lineage: Eukaryota; Dinophyceae; Suessiales; Symbiodiniaceae
Source: the annotation of a GenBank genome assembly